Messenger RNA from Cicer arietinum (chickpea), 1246 nucleotides. RefSeq names its product PHD finger protein ALFIN-LIKE 4-like. NCBI's taxonomy places the organism in Eukaryota, Viridiplantae, Streptophyta, Magnoliopsida, Fabales, Fabaceae. The record is from RefSeq and is a predicted model, not a curated record. Gene Ontology annotation, molecular function: transcription cis-regulatory region binding; histone binding; transcription coregulator activity. Gene Ontology annotation, biological process: regulation of DNA-templated transcription. Gene Ontology annotation, cellular component: nucleus.
CUUCCCGAUUCAAAUCCGGUAGUAAUAAAGUAAAAUCAAAUCAUGUUUGUUGUUGUUUGGACACACAACAGAGAGAAAAAGAAAAAGAGAGAGAGAGAGAGAGAGAAGGGUCAAACAGUUUCUUCCAUCGAUUUUUCCCUCCACAAAUCCACAUUCUCUUCACUUUUUUCACUUUCACCUCCAAAAAAUAAAACCAUGGACGGUGGUACUCCUUACAAUCCUCGUACUGUCGAAGAAGUAUUCCGGGAUUUCAAGGGUCGCAGAGUUGCUUUAAUUAAAGCCCUCACUACCGAUGUGGGAGAGUUCUAUCAGCAGUGUGAUCCCGAGAAGGAAAAUCUUUGCCUUUAUGGAUUUCCUAGUGAGCAGUGGGAGGUGAAUCUGCCAGCUGAGGAAGUGCCUCCUGAGCUUCCAGAGCCAGCAUUGGGUAUUAACUUUGCUAGAGAUGGGAUGCAAGAAAAGGAUUGGCUGUCUUUGGUUGCUGUGCACAGUGACGCUUGGUUGCUUUCUGUGUCAUUUUAUUUUGGUGCUAGGUUUGGAUUUGACAAGGCUGACAGGAAGCGCCUAUUUAAUAUGAUAAAUGAUCUUCCAACAAUAUUUGAAGUUGUUACAGGGUUGGCCAAGAAUCAAGGAAAGGAAAAGAUGUCAGUUUCUAAUAAUAGCAGCAACAAGUCCAAAUCAAACUCUAAGCGUGGUUCUGAAUCUCAGGAAAAAAAUUUAAAACCAAUGCAAAUGCAAUCAAUGGACAAUGAUGAGGAUGGUCUAGGUGUGGACGAGGAAGAUGAAGAAGAGCAUGGAGAAACAUUGUGUGGGGCAUGCGGAGAGAGCUAUGCAGCUGAUGAAUUCUGGAUUUGCUGUGACAUCUGUGAGAAGUGGUUUCACGGAAAAUGCGUGAAGAUAACACCGGCAAGGGCUGAACAUAUCAAACAAUACAAAUGUCCAUCUUGCAGCAACAAGAGAGCUCGCCCUUGACUGUGGAUAUAGGAAUGUAGGGUUGUGACUAUAAUCUUGACAAUUUUAUUAUGACUACUAAUUUGUUUAGUUGGUCAGGCUCAUCAGUCUUGCCGUAAAUUUAAGGUAUGUUAUAUUAGGUGUAUGAGCCACCGUGAUAUUGUCCAGAAUUAGGAUAUUUAUGUCAUAGAAAGACUUCGAUAUUGUUCUGUUAUGUGUUUUCCUUAAGUUUUAAUGUUGUAUGUAACUAACUGUACUCGCUGUUUAUAUUUUAGUAAUUUUCAUAUUAUUCCCUUUA